Eruca vesicaria subsp. sativa (arugula) is the source of this 2214-nucleotide messenger RNA. NCBI's taxonomy places the organism in Eukaryota, Viridiplantae, Streptophyta, Magnoliopsida, Brassicales, Brassicaceae. The record is from the annotation of a GenBank genome assembly.
GGAGAGAAAAAAAAGACGACCCAAAUUCCUUUCAGCAGCCACCACCUGGCAUUAUACGUUUCGCCACAUGUUAUUUUCUCAGUGAACAUCACUUUGCUGACAUUGCAUCCACUAGCUUUCUUGUCCCUCUUCUUCUCCUUAAAUAGAGCUCUCAGCAACUCACCCCCGCUCGUGAGCCUUCUCCAUCUCUUUAACUCUGUUUUAGUUUGUUGUCUGAAUUUUUAUUUAAGAAAAAGAAGUAAUAAAAUAAUGUCUGGUUUUGACCGUGUUGAUAAUCAAAUGAAGGGUACAAAUUUAUCAGCUCCUCAAGAUCCUCUCUCAUUAUCAUCAUCAUCAUCAUCAUCUCCUUGUUUACCAAUCACCCUCAAGUUUCUUGAUGUAUGUUACCGAGUGAAGAUCCAUGGCAAAACCGGGGACUCUAGUAAGAUCAAGAGAUUGUUGGGACUAGAACACAAACCGUCCGAUGAGACUCAAUCAACGGAGGAGAGGACGAUACUUAACGGAGUCACCGGAAUGGUGUCACCAGGCGAGUUUAUGGCCAUUCUUGGACCAUCGGGAAGUGGUAAAUCUACACUUCUAAACGCGGUCGCAGGGAGACUCCAUGGACCUUAUCUCACAGGAAAAAUACUCUUCAACGACGCAAAACCAACAAAACAUACGCUAAAACGUACUGGAUUCGUAGCGCAGGACGAUCUCCUCUACCCACACUUAACAGUACGUGAAACCCUAGUUUUUGUCGCCUUGCUACGUCUCCCUAGGAGUUUAACAAGAGCCGACAAGAUCAAAGCUGCUGAAUCAGUUAUGUCCGAGCUAGGGCUAGAGAAAUGCGAGAACACGGUGGUUGGUAACACUUUCAUUAGAGGGAUCUCUGGUGGUGAGAGGAAACGUGUGAGCAUAGCUCAUGAGUUACUUAUCAACCCGAGCCUUCUUGUUCUAGACGAGCCAACGUCUGGACUCGAUGCUACAGCGGCUCUAAGGCUUGUUCAGACACUCGCUGGGAUGGCUCAUGGUAGAGGGAAGGCGGUGGUGACUUCUAUUCACCAGCCUUCGAGCCGUGUGUUUCAGAUGUUUGAUACUGUUCUUCUUUUGAGCGAAGGAAAGUGUUUGUUUUAUGGGAAAGGAAGAGACGCCAUGGCUUACUUUGAGUCCGUUGGAUACGAGCCGGCGUUUCCGAUGAAUCCGGCUGACUUUCUUCUCGAUCUUGCUAACGGAGUUCAUCAGAUUAACGGCGCAACUGAACGAGAAAAGCCAAACGUGAAACAAACGCUGGCUGUUGCUUACAAUACAUUGCUAGCUCCAAACGUCAAAACCUGCAUCGAUGCGUCACCUUCUCUUGGAGAAAACGUGCGUUUUUACAAAACGCGAGAGAACGCACCUAGAAUAACGUCAUGUAUCACAACAUGGUUCAGCCAACUCUGUAUUCUCCUCCACAGACUUCUAAAGGAACGACGCCACGAAUCCUUCGAUGCACUUCGCGUUUUCCAAGUCAUCUCGGCUUCACUACUCGCUGAUCUCAUGUGGUGGCAUUCCGAUUAUCGAGACGUACACGACCGACUAGGACUACUCUUCUUUAUAUCCAUUUUCUGGGGGGUAAUUCCGUCAUUUAACGCAGUCUUCACAUUUCCGCAAGAACGAGCCAUCUUCACUCGAGAACGCUCCUCCGGUAUGUAUACACUCUCAUCUUACUUCAUGGCUCACGUCAUCGGAUCGCUCUCCAUGGAACUCGUUCUCCCGACAACUUUCUUGACACUAACUUACUGGAUGGUCGGUCUACGUCCAGGGCUAGUCCCUUUCUUCCUCACCCUUUCCGUGCUAUUGCUAUACAUUUUAGCUUCCCAAGGACUUGGACUUGCUCUAGGUGCAGCCAUCAUGGACGCAAAGAAAGCUUCCACGAUCGUGACGGUGACAAUGCUAGCGUUUGUUUUAACCGGUGGUUACUACGUGAACAAAGUGCCAUAUGGAAUGGUGUGGAUGAAAUACAUUUCGACGACGUUUUAUUGUUACCGUUUAUUAAUUGCAAUACAGUAUGGUAAUGGUGACGAUAUAUUGAGAAUGUUUGGAUGCAAGGGAACAUCUAUGACUGCUGGGUGCCGGUUUAUGGAAGAGGAAGUGGUCGGAGACAUUGGGAUGUGGACGAGCGUUUGUGUUUUGUUUUUCAUGUUUGUUGGGUAUAGAGUAUUGGCUUACAUGGCUUUGAGGCGUAUUAAACUUUGA